Molecule: messenger RNA, 1107 nt
Organism: Trypanosoma theileri
Lineage: Eukaryota; Euglenozoa; Kinetoplastea; Trypanosomatida; Trypanosomatidae
Exons: 1
Coding region: 1-1107 (368 amino acids)
Source: RefSeq, a predicted model, not a curated record
AUGAUGUUGCUGCGACGACUGUUGUAUUUUAUGGCAUUGCUUUUGAGUGUUGCCUGUGUAUGUGUGGCGGCUUCUGAAGAGACUAAAGAGGACGGAGGUCCAGAAUCAGGUGAUGGUGAUUGUCCUCAUCCAGGCAAGACUGGAUUAAGUUGUGAAAAAAACGUCGACAUGCCUGAAGCUGAUCGUGCUCAUUGUGCGGACCCUUCUGAGAAUAAGAAGUGCACUGCCGAGGAUCAUAAAACUGACGGCGAGUGCCUUGAAGCUUCUAAAACGUGUCUAAAAUCAAAAGAUCCAAUGGAACCCCUGCCCAUUGCACCGAAGGAAACUGCUCUUCUUAGCGAACAGCUUCGUUCUGGUGGUACUUUGAAUGGCACUGGUGGUGCUGGAGGAAAUGGAAUGGGAAGACCAGGAAAUGAAGAAGGACUUUCACCAGCUGCUCCUCCUGGCAUUCUACCUCAAGAAAAAAAAGAUGAGAAUGAAGUGCCUCCUACAACGCAAGAUGAAUCAAUUGCGUCUCAGGGUCAUUCACAAACCACACGAUCGGACGGAAGUGCAGGAGAACUUCAACAAACUCCUGCACAGUCUCCUUCUGGAGGACCACCAUCACCUCCUGGUGGUCCCUCUGCUCCCGUUGUUACUUCGUCAAGAGAGCAUACAGGUGAACCUGUGCGUGGGACAGAAGAGAAUGAACAAAAUCCAGUACUUUCUGCAACUUCACAGAGCAAGAAUACCAAUGGUGAGGAUAAGGUGUCUGAACAUACACACAGUUCUACCAACGAGAAUGGCACGCAAGGUGCACGCGAUGGAGGAAGCAGUAAUGCUACACAGAAUCAAGAACGUACUGACUCACAAACUCAUUCCGAGAACGUUACAACACCUGAAGGAAGUACGUCAACAAAUACCCAAGAUGGUAAUGUGGGCAGUACAGACACCACCACUACUACCUCAACCACCACUACUACUACUACUACAACAACAACACUUCCUCCUGAACUCACAAACAACAAGAAGGGUGAUGCAGACAGCAGCAGCAGUAUCAGCAGUUCUGUGUGGGUGCGUGUACCACUACUGAUUGUGGUUACACUGGCCUGUAUUCUUGUGUGCUGA